AUGGAUGAAUUACAAAGUCUUUUAAUGUCCCCACCUUCUGCUGUUGAAAACCUUCUUAACCCUGAAAUGGAACAAGAAGUUUUAGAUUAUUUUAGUUCUCUCAAUAACGAUACACCUGUCAAUGUCGAACCUGAUCCACAACCUUCAACUAACAGCCAAAAUCUUGACACUUUACCAGUAUCUACGAAUCGUAGACCUCAACAAUCCUUACCGUCUAAAAAUCUACAUUCUCCUAACGAAAACUUACCUCUACCCGCUGAAUCAAAUUCCAAAACAAUUCAAUCCACUGAAAACCAGGAUAAAUCGCCUGACGAUGACUAUAGUCAUUUUCUUAAGUCCCCUACAAGAACAUAUAAUACCACGAUUAAAGAACACAAUGAAAGCUUACUAAAAUGCACACAAAAUUUAAUAAUAAUACCAACUUCGAUAGACUUAGAUGAAUCUAUGCCUUAUGUACAAGAAGUAUUUGAUAAUUGCCCCGAAAGUACUCGCGACGAAUUCUUGAAGCUGGAAAGAGACUUAUUCACUUCAUUACCUCUCACAUUCGAUAAUAAACACUAUCUCUUCUUAUUUACUAAAAUCAAGCAGCUGUGCCUGGAGCUUGAAGAGGCGUACUCCUCUGUAUCAUCAGCGGCGGAGAAGCGCGCGGCCCGGCUGGAGGCGGCGCUCAAGGCCCAGUAG
Danaus chrysippus (African queen) is the source of this 681-nucleotide messenger RNA. Lineage: Eukaryota; Metazoa; Arthropoda; Insecta; Lepidoptera; Nymphalidae. The record is from the annotation of a GenBank genome assembly.